Messenger RNA from Acipenser ruthenus (sterlet), 5837 nucleotides. Its product is annotated as myomesin-1-like. Gene Ontology annotation, molecular function: protein binding. The coding region runs from base 224 to 5029 and encodes 1601 amino acids. The record is from RefSeq and is a predicted model, not a curated record. NCBI's taxonomy places the organism in Eukaryota, Metazoa, Chordata, Actinopteri, Acipenseriformes, Acipenseridae. The transcript is spliced from 38 exons.
CAUUCCAUUGCCAGCAAGCAUUAUUUCUGUUCUGGACCCUGGAGUCCAGUCCACAGCCCGUUCCUAUCCACCGCUUUGCUUUGAUUCAUCGUUACUCACUGGGAUUUUCAUUUCACACGUUUUCAGCAUUUGUUUACAUUUUAGCUUUGAAUAGUGGUUUGCACGAAAGUCAAUACCGCUACAGAAGAAUCGGACUAAAGAUCACUGACUGGAGCCGAUCAGGAUGUCCUUACCUCUCUACCAGAAACAGCACAAGCACUAUGACCGCGGGUACCGCAGCACGGAGGUGCAGUCUGCGCUCAGCCAAUACCACCUGGAGGAAAAAAGCAGCACUGAAUCCCACAGCAAAGGAUCGAGAGCUGCCCUCUAUUCAGAUGAGGUGCUGGUGGAGAGCUCCUCCAAACUGAGCCCACGACCCAAGAGACCAAGACCGACCUACACUGCUCUGGAUCAUGAGAUCAUCGGCUAUGUGGUGCCAGUGUUCAGAGGCCGUCGAGAAUAUGUUAGUGGAAUAACAGAUACAGAAGAGGAGAGGAUCAAAGAGACGGCAGGAUACCUGGCUAGAAGGAACCUUUUCUCUUCCGGUGAAGGUGUCACGGCUAUCAGCAGAUCCACGGAGGACACUGUACGGGAAGAGAUGUUUGAGAAGAAGUCUAGAAAGACUGCAAUGCGAGAAUCAGCCGAGCGCAUUAACUUAAACAAGAAGAUCCAUGAGACCGUGGAAUUUCAUAGGAAGCAGAAUGAGGACAGUCUAUUGCAUGCUCCUGAGUUUGUCAUUAAGCCCCGGUCCCACACUGUCUGGGAGAAACAGAACGUCAAACUGCACUGCACCGUCACUGGCUGGCCUGAGCCCCGCGUAACCUGGUACAAAAACAAUGUCCCUAUUGAUGUCCAUGCUUACCCUGGCAAGUAUAAAAUAGAGAGCAAGUACAGCGUGCAUUCACUGGAGAUCAACAGAUGUGACUUUGAAGACACAGCGCAGUAUCGUGCUUCUGCCAUGAACAUCAAAGGGGAACUCUCGGCCCUUUCCUCAGUUGUGGUGAAGAGGUAUAAAGGGGAGAUUGAUACUUCUUCUUUUAGCACUGUUUCAGAGCCUUUAUCAUAUGGCCUUUCAACCAGUGAUUAUGGCACAAAGUUUGAUAUCCACAUUGUCGAGAAAUUUGCUGUGUCAUUUGGUAGAGAGGGGGAGACCAUGAGCUUGGGCUGCACUGUGAUUGUCUACCCCAAUAUGAAACGCAUACAGCCGGAGAUCCAGUGGUACAGAGAUGGUGUUCUUCUCCAGCCUUCUAAAUGGAUGCAGAUGCACUGGAGUGGGGAGCGUGCCACACUGACCCUUACUCACCUCAACAAGGAGGACGAGGGCCUCUAUACCAUGCGCGUGGUCACCAAAUCAGGCUAUGAAACCUACAGCGCUUACGUGUUUGUUAGAGAUGCUGAGGCCGAGGUUGCUGGGGCUCCUGCUGCUCCCCUGGAUGUAGAGUGCCUGGAUGCCAACAAGGACUAUGUCAUUGUCACCUGGAAACAGCCUGCUGUAAAUGGAGGCAGCCCCAUCCUAGGAUACUUUGUGGACAGGUGUGAGGUGGGCACCACUCACUGGAGCCAGUGCAAUGACACCCCAGUCAAGUUUGCUCGUUUCCCUGUCACCGGCCUGGUGGAGGGCCGCUCCUAUAUCUUCCGUGUCCGGGCUGUAAAUAAAAAUGGAAUAAGCAGACCAUCCAGAGUAUCCAAUCCCAUCGCUGCAAUGGACCCUGCUGACAAGGCAAGAAUGAAAGGUCAUCCAUCUGCCCCAUGGACAGGGCAGAUUAUUGUAACUGAGGAGGAGCCUGCAGAGGGAGUGGUGCCUGGGAAACCCUGUCAACUGGCAGUUACUGAAGCCACCAAGAGCUAUGUUGUCCUGAGCUGGAAACCCCCUGGCCAGAGAGGCCAUGAGGGCAUCAUGUACUACGUGGAAAAGUGUGUCGCAGGCACUGAUAGCUGGCAGAGAGUGAACACAGAGAUCCCAGUGAAGUCUCCCCGCUUUGCUCUCUUUGACCUGGCGGAGGGCAAGUCCUACUGCUUCCGCGUGCGCUGCUGUAACUCUGCCGGAGUGGGAGAGCCAUCUGAGCCAACCGAGGCUACCGUCGUGGGAGACAAACUCGAUAUCCCCAAGCCACCCGGCCAUGUUUUGCCAACUAGGAACACUGAUACAUGUGUGGUCCUGACCUGGGCGGAAUCCAAGGAUGCAAAGGAUCUGGUUGGGUACUACAUCGAAGCUACCGUUGUGGGCUCGGGAGUCUGGGAGCCCUGCAACAACAAGCCAGUAAAGGGCACCAGGUUUUUCUGCCAUGGACUUUCAACUGGUCAGACGUACGUCUUCAGAGUCAGUGCUGUGAACGCAGCUGGGCUCAGUGAAUUUUCACAGGAAUCUGAGGCUAUUGAGGUCAAGGCAGCAAUUGGGGGAGGUGUUCCUCAUGGUGUGUGUCCUGAAACAAGUGGUAAAACUGGUGAACUAACUGAGCGCUCGUCACGCUGGGAAGGCAAGCAUGAGGCCUCUCAGCCUGCUCCCGACACUUUGCUAAAGCGUGAUGCUCAGGUUAACAGGGACAUGCCGCCCAUUAGCUCUGAGUCUUUAGCUCCAAGUCCCAAAGUAAGUAAGGACAACGAGGCAAUCAAGGGCAGUCUGCCAGCUGCACCCAUUGCCUCAAAGAAAGUAGAUGUUGAGCAGACAAGUAAGUCUGAGCUAGAAGGUUCGUCCAAGAAGGAAAAAAUGAAGCAGUGGAAAGAUUCAGCUUCCCCUGCCCCACCCUAUGGAAUCAGUGUUCUUGAAACCGUUCGCAACUCCAUGGUGCUUGGAUGGAAACAGCCCAAAUUCAUUGGCGGGGCUGAGAUUACUGGGUACUUUGUGGACUACCGUGAAGUGAUCGACGGCGUGGUGGGGAAGUGGCACGAGGCCCACAUAAAGCCAGUCAGCGAAAGGGCAUACAGGGUAAAUGACCUGAAGGAGAAUAUGACCUACCAGUUCCAGGUGCGUGCUGCUAACAUAGCUGGAGUUGGAAUACCAUCCCUUCCAAGCACAUCCUUCAAGUGUGAGGAAUGGACCAUUGCAGUGCCAGGACCUCCUUAUGACCUCAGGUGCACUGAAGUGAGGAAAGACUCUCUGGUGCUGCUCUGGAAUCCCCCUGUAUAUUCCGGCCGCAGCGAGGUCAAUGGGUUCUACCUAGACAUCAAAGAGGCAGAGGCGGAUGAAAGUCAAUGGAGGUCUGUCAAUGAGAAGGCAACACAAAAGAAAUACAUGAAGAUUAAACACCUGAAGGAAGGCAAUACCUAUGUCUUCCGUGUGCGAGCACAGAACAAAGCAGGUGUUGGAAAACCCUCAGAUGAGACAGAGCCUGUCCUUGCUGAGACUCGCCCAGGAACCAAGGAGGUGGUUGUGGAUGUUGAUGAUGAUGGUGUGAUUUCAUUGAUCUAUGAGUGCUCUGAGAUGACUGCAGAUUCUAAAUUUGUCUGGUCCAAGAAUUAUGAAGAAGUCUCAGAUUCGUCCCGUCUUGCUAUGGAGACCAAAGGUGGCAGGUCAAGAGCUGUCUUCAAAGACCCAGCAAUUGAAGAUGUGGGCAUUUACUCAUGUGUUGUCACAGAAACAGAUGGGGUAUCUGCUAGCUAUACCUUAGAUGAAGACGAGCUGAAACGUCUGCUAGAAAUGAGCCACGAUCAUAAAUUCCCCACUGUCCCUCUCAAAUCAGAUCUGGCUGUUGAACUUCUGGAGAAGGGACGCGUUCGCUUUUGGCUGCAAGCAGAAAAGCUCUCUGCCAAUGCUAAAAGUAACUUUGUCUUCAAUGAUACAGAUGUGAUCCAUGGAGAGAAGUAUAAAAUGAGUGUUGACAAAAACACUGGUAUUAUUGAAAUGAUAAUGGAAAAAUUGGAAGAUGAAGAUGAAGGCACUUUCACCUUCCAGCUAAAGGAUGGGAAAGCAGCCAAUCAGUCCAGCUUGGUUCUGAUUGGGGAUGUGUUCAAGAAGCUACAGAAGGAAUCAGAAUUCCAGAGGCAGGAAUGGUUCAGAAAACAAGGUCCUCACUUUGUGGAGUAUCUUGGCUGGGAAGUUACUCCAAAAUGCGAUGUUUUGCUGAAAUGCAAGGUGGCUAAUAUUCUGAAGGAGACCACAAUUAUCUGGUACAAGGAUGAGAGAGAGAUAAUGUUUGAUGACAAGCACGACUUCAAGGAGGGAGUGUGCACUCUGCUGAUUUCACAGAUUUCGAAGAAAGAUGCUGGUAUUUAUGAAGUUAUACUGAGGGAUGACAGGGGAAAGGAUAAGAGUUUAUUGAAAUUGGUUGACCAAGGUUUCACUGAUGUAAUGAACGGCGUAUUCAAAGUCAUUGCUGAGUCUGCCACAGAGUUGAAGAUCCAGAGCACAGAAGAAGGAAUCAGACUGUAUUCCUUUGUCACUUAUUACAAUGAGGAACUCCGAGUCAGCUGGCAUCAUAAAGAAUCAAAGAUUUCUUACACAGAGAGAGUUAAGUGUGGUGUCACUGGCGAGCAGCUAUGGUUACAGAUUAAUGAGCCCACUGAGAAAGAUAAGGGCAAAUACGCAAUGGAAAUCUUUGAUGGUAAAGGUGGACUCCAGAAAGCAGUGGAUGUGUCUGGACAAGCAUUUGAAGACGCUUAUGCAGAAUUCCAGAGGCUUAAGCAAGCUGCAAUUGCGGAAAGAAACCGUGCUCGAGUGGUUGGUGGUCUGCCUGAUGUGGUCACAAUCCAGGAGGGCAAGUCCCUUAACCUUACCUGCAACGUCUGGGGUGAUCCUGUUCCUGAGGUCACAUGGCUGAAGAAUGAGCGGGAGAUGGUGGGAGAUGACCACUGCAUCCUGAAAUUUGCAUCGGGAAAAUUCGCCAGCUUCACUAUUACCUCUGUCAGCUCGGUAGACUCCGGAAAAUACAGCAUUCUGGUGAAAAACAAGUAUGGAACUGAGACCGGUGACUUCACUGUAAGUGUGUUCACACCAGAUGGUGAAGAGGAGAAAGCUGCUCCCGAGGCUAAGAAGGAAGCAAGAAAAAAAUAAGUCUAGAGAAAGAGUAGCGAGUAGUCAAGUAUAAUACAAAACAUAAUUGUGUGUACCUUUUCUUUUUUCUUUUUUGCCUCUGCAGGCUAAGAAUCAGUGUUAUCUAAUGCUUUCACUCACCAGGGGCUGUAUUUAUAAAGCAAAAGCAUGUUGGUAGAUGUAUUGGACUAGCGUGCAAUGCACUUGCCUUCUUGCUAAUGCUUUAGAAAAACUGCUCAAUCAUGUCCCUGCAAUCUCAGGUGGUCUGAGAAUGACAACUCGUUCUUUAAUCCGAAUCCCAUAGCUUAAAUAGGUAAAAUUGUGCUUUUGGUUAAAAAUGGCAAUUCAUGUCAUCUCAUUGCUAAAUGUUAUUUCAACACCUGAAAUCUGUUUUAAUAUUCAGUGGAUUCACGGGCCUGAUCAUAAACAUGUUGUGGGUUGUUAGGCCCGGCAAUGCUUAGCUUGGUGUGACUAAAACACUGCCACUAGUGAAGGCAAGGAAUUAUUAUGCCUGCCGGUAUUCAGUUGAAGGUGAGUGAAAGUUUGAACGAUUUCAAGGUGGAAGACAAGCUAUGUUUUGUGCUGUAGUUUUACAUUUUAUCAGACUCUGUUAAGUUAAACAUGUAUUGAGUGAAUUAGAAAUUUACAAUGUAGGCAAUUUGAGUUCAUGUAGAGUUGGUGUUAACCAGUCAUUAUGUUGUAUGUGCUCCAGUUAAUUUACAAUCACCUCAACACCGAAAAACAUAAUAAUAAUAACAUUGCCAUUGUAUUAGGAGCCACCUUUAAAUUGACUAAUAAAUGGUGCACAUGUCCUUCAUCGCUACCACCA